GCGCGCGCUCUGCCUUCCUCACCUUUGGGUUAGCUCAGCUGCUCUGCCCGCACCGGAACAGCGGCGGCCGCGCGGACACCGGGACCCGAGCGCCAAUAAAAGCUGCGCUCCGACUCGCACUCACAUCACGGAGGAGCCACAAGCCGAGCUUUAUCUUUUAUACACACACACAUUUAUUUAUAUAUUUAUAUACACACACACACACACACACAUACAUACAUAUAUAUAUAUAAAUACACACGCACGCACGCACACGCGUCUUUUUCCUUUGCUGCGUGUUUUCUUUCACCACUUACCGAAGAGGACAGGUUACCAUUACCCGGCCGGAGCCGGAGCCGGUACCGGUCCCCCCCACUCGUUCUCCCGGGCUGCCACUUGUCCGCAUCUUUUCUCUUUGACUCUGAGAAUAAACCGGGCAGAAGUGAGUCAGACUUUACCGAGUUGAGGUGACCCGCUGCUGCCGCCGCGGCUCCCCGAGCUCCCACAGCGGGGCGGAGCUGGACUGGGCGGACUGGGUUUGUACCGCAGCCUCGCGGCUCGUCUUACCGGAGAACGCGCUCGCGCUGCAGCGUCCGCUCCCGCUUCUUCUUCUGAAACUCGCGCACAGGUGCAGAUCCUGAAGAUGAGCGUCUCUGGGAGGAAUUCUCACGCGCUGUUGUGACUCCAGUGACUUUCGAGCAAGCAUGAGGAGAGCGCCCAAGCCGAGCACAAUGGCCUGCUCAGUGUGGAGUCUCCCAAGCCUCCGUUGCCUGAUGUUUGCUUUGGCUGCUCUACAGUGCACUGAAGGCUUCAGUCGUGCAGCACUGCCGUUUGGUUUGGUCAGGCGGGAGCUGUCCUGCGAGGGCUACCCAAUUGACUUGCGCUGUCCAGGAAGUGAUGUCAUCAUGAUCGAGAGCGCUAAUUAUGGGCGCACAGAUGACAAGAUCUGCGAUGCCGACCCCUUCCAGAUGGAAAAUAUCAACUGCUACCUCCCUGAUGCCUACAAGAUAAUGUCUCAAAGGUGCAAUAAUCGAACCCAGUGUAUUGUCAUUACGGGAACGGAUGUCUUCCCUGACCCUUGCCCAGGAACUUACAAAUACCUUGAGGUCCAGUAUGAAUGUGUCCCUUAUAUUUUUGUUUGUCCUGGAACUCUGAAAGCUGUCGGAGAUCCUUCUUUUCGGUACGAGGCGGAGCAACAAGCCGGUUCCUGGUGCAAAGACCCUCUUCAAGCAGGCGACAAAGUUUAUUUCAUGCCCUGGACGCCGUACCGCACUGACACGCUAAUCGAGUACUCGUCGCUUGAAGAUUUUCAGAACUCCAGACAAACCCUAACAUACAAACUUCCCCACCGAGUGGAUGGCACCGGAUUCGUGGUGUACGACGGCGCUGUGUUCUUUAACAAGGAGAGAACACGCAACAUUGUGAAGUUUGACUUGCGCACGCGCAUCAAGAGCGGCGAGGCCAUCAUCAACAAUGCCAACUACCACGACACGUCGCCAUACAAAUGGGGCGGCAAGACAGACAUCGACCUGGCCGUGGACGAGAAUGGCCUGUGGGUGAUCUAUGCCACCGAGCAGAACAACGGCAUGAUGGUGCUGAGCCAGCUGAACCCAUACACACUGCGCUUCGAAGCGACAUGGGAAACGGCAUAUGACAAGCGCUCGGCCUCGAACGCCUUUAUGAUCUGCGGUGUGCUCUACGUGGUCCGGUCCACGUACGAGGACAACGAGAGUGAAGUGAGCAAAGGCAUCAUUGACUACAUGUACAACACCAAGCAGGGCCGUGGUGAGUACAUGGACAUUCACUUCCCCAACCAGUACCAGUACAUCGCCGCUGUGGAGUACAACCCCAGGGACAACCAGCUCUACGUGUGGAAUAACUUUUACGUCCUGCGCUACAACUUGGUCUUCGGACCACCCGAUCCAGCUCACGCCCCGCCCAUCUCAGAUGCCACCUCAGUGCCAGUGCCACCCCGAAUGACAACCACUACAAUGACAACAACAACAGCGCAGCAUAGAGGUCUAACAACAACCAUAAACACUACUGGGACCAGGGUCGGCAACAAGCCGCCUAAACCCCCAGUGGCUCCGUCCCGAACGACCACGCCUCCGUCCCUGGAGUCGUUCCCUUUGCCCAAGCGCUUCUGUGACAGCGUAGAGCGAAGGGACAUCCUGUGGCCUCAGACACAGAGGGGCAUGCUUGUCGAACGACCAUGCCCCAAAGGAACCAGAGGCACCGCCUCCUACCUGUGUGUCCUCUACACCGGGGCCUGGCACCCAAAAGGCCCUGAUCUAAGCAACUGCACCUCUCACUGGGUCAAUCAAGUGGCUCAGAAGAUCCGAAGUGGGGAGAACGCGGCCAACCUGGCCAACGAGCUCGCUAAGCACACCAAAGGGCCCAUCUUCCCUGGCGACAUCAGCUCCACCAUGAGGCUCAUGGAACAGCUGGUGGACAUCCUGGACGCCCAACUGCAGGAGCUGAGGCCAAGUGAAAAGGACUCUACCGGACGGAGCUUCAACAAGCUUCAAAAGCGAGAAAGGACAUGCAGGGCAUAUAUGAAGGCUAUAGUGGAUACCGUGGACAACCUGCUCCGGCCAGAAGCACUGAAGUCUUGGCGAGGCAUGAAUAUCACAGAGCAGACUCAUGCUGCCACCAUGUUACUGGACACUCUGGAGGAAGGAGCUUUCGUCCUUGCUGACAAUCUAAUGGAACCAGCAAUAGUGAAAGUGCCAGCAAGCAAUAUCAUUCUGGAUGUGUAUGUGCUGAGCACAGACGGCCAGGUGCAGGACUUCAAGUUUCCCCAGAGCAGCAAGGGUGGUAUAUCUAUCCAGCUGACAGCCAAUACGGUUAAACUGAACAGUCGGAAUGGUGUUGCCAAGUUGGUGUUUGCCCUGUACAAAAACCUGGGCCAGUUUCUGAGCACCGAGAAUGCAACAAUCAAACUGGGCAGCGAGGCGAACGGCCACAACUUCACCGUGGCCGUAAAUUCAGAUGUCAUUGCUGCCUCGAUCAACAAGGAAUCCAGUCGAGUCUAUAUAACAGAGCCAGUGAUUUUUACCCUGGAACAUAUCGAUAUGCAACACUUUUUCAACUCAAACUGCUCCUUUUGGAAUUACUCAGAAAGGAGCAUGAUGGGAUACUGGUCCACACAAGGUUGCAAGCUUGUUAAGUCCAACAAAACCCACACAACAUGCUCAUGCAGCCAUCUAACAAAUUUCGCCAUCCUUAUGGCUCAUCAGGAAAUACUGGGCCCAGGCAGAGAGCACAAGCUGCUGCUGACAGUCAUCACUCGUGUGGGCAUUGUGGUCUCACUCGUCUGCUUGGCCAUGUGCAUCUUCACAUUCUGCUUCUUCCGUGGCCUGCAGAGUGACAGGAACACCAUCCACAAGAACCUUUGCAUUAACCUCUUCAUUGCUGAACUCGUCUUCCUAAUUGGCCGCAGCAUGACAGAACUCAGGAUUGGCUGUGCGAUCAUUGCCGGGAUCCUGCAUUAUUUCUUCUUGUCCUCUUUCGCUUGGAUGUGUUUGGAAGGCGUUCAUCUCUAUCUUAUGCUUGUGGACAUCUUUGAGAGUGAAUAUUCACGAAAGAAAUAUUACUACGUUUCGGGCUACCUGUUUCCCGCCAUCAUCGUGGGUGUGUCCGCCGCUGUGGAUUAUGGGAGCUAUGGAACAGAAAAAGCAUGCUGGCUGAGAUUGGACAACCACUUCAUUUGGAGUUUUAUUGGACCUGUUACCUUCAUCAUUAUGCUUAAUCUCAUCUUCCUGGUCAUCACAAUGUACAAAAUGGUGAAGCACUCUACUUCAUUGAAACCAGACUCCAGCAGGUUGGAAAACAUAAAGUCCUGGGUUCUAGGAGCGUUUGCCUUGCUGUGUCUUCUGGGUCUCACGUGGACCUUCGGUUUGUUGUUCAUCAAUAGCGAGUCCAUCGUGCUGGCCUAUCUCUUUACCAUUUUCAACACCUUUCAGGGCAUGUUCAUCUUCAUCUUCUACUGUCUGCUUCAGAAAAAAGUUCGUCGAGAGUACAGCAAAUGCCUCCGCCACACAUCUUGUUGCAGCAGCUUGCCAAGUGAGAGCUCCCACAGUUCCACAAAGACAGCAACAACAAGGACAAGUGCUCGCUACUCCUCCGGCACUCAGAGUCGAAUCAGAAGAAUGUGGAACGACACUGUAAGAAAGCAGUCUGAAUCCUCCUUUAUCUCAGGGGACAUCAACAGCACCUCAACCCUCAACCAAGGAAUGACGUCCAAUUAUCUACUAACAAACCCUCUUCUACGACCCCAAGGCACUAACAACCCGUACAAUACCUUACUGGCCGAAACGGUCGUAUGUAACACUCCUACGGCUCCUGUCUUUAACUCUCCAGGACACUCAAUGAACAAUGCCAGGGAUACAAGUGCAAUGGAUACUCUACCGCUAAAUGGUAACUUCAAUAAUAGCUACUCGCUUCGGAAUGGGGACUAUGGCAAUGGCGGCAUUGGCCUAGAUGAAGCCGCCUUCGAGAAGAUGAUUAUCUCCGACUUGGUGCACAGCAACCUGAGGACAUGCGCCAAAAAACAGCUGCACGAGCCUCAUAUCUCCACUAGAAACGCAGCCGGGGGAGGAACCAGUAGCAAAGAUGAAGCCACUGUAGCCGAAACUACAUCCUUGGUGCCUGUGGACAGCGAGAACAGCCAUUUAAUGGUGGGGAGUCUGAGCUUGCACCAUCAGCACCACCAGCACCACCUGGAUGCCCCUCUUAUCCCCCAGCGGACUCACUCACUCCUGUAUUACACUCAGGAGAGAGCGAGAACCGAGCCCACAGCUACAAAACACAGUCUGCAACCACCCACUACGGACUCCCUGUACUCCGGAGAGCUGAACCUGAGAGACUCGCCCUUAACCGAGAGCAGCCUCCAGACAGAGCAACUCUCGCCCUCCAAACACAGCGAGGACGAGGACGCCUACUACAAGAGCAUGCCCGAUUUAGGGGCCGGCCAAGAGCUGCACACCUACUGUCAGAUGAGCAGGGGAAGCAGUGACGGUUAUAUAAUCCCCAUCCCCCAAUCCCCUAAAGAAGAGUGUGAGCCAGAGGUGGACGUACGGGAAGGACAGAUGCAGCUCAUCACAAGCCUUUAAUAUGUUCUUUUUUUUUUUUUUCCUCAAAAACAAUCUACACCAGUUGCCACAAGGACACUGGGUACUAGGGGAGGUUUUACAACAAGGCUCAUACUUCAUGUCUCUUCGUCUUUCACUACUUUCCCCUCAGAAACAUAGCUCUCCGCUGUUUCGCUGACAUCCCCAAAGACCAGUGUGGCUGCAUCGCAGUGUGAUCCUGCUUGUCUAAAUCAGCGCCGAUUUGACUGUAAAAACAAUCAGGCAUGGGAUUUGACGGGCACGCGAAGUCUUAGCGCUGCCAAUGUUGACUGACUCAGAACAAUGGAAUGAUUUCAGAUUAAAAAAAUAAAAAUAAAAAAAA
Molecule: messenger RNA, 5433 nt
Organism: Neoarius graeffei (lesser salmon catfish)
Lineage: Eukaryota; Metazoa; Chordata; Actinopteri; Siluriformes; Ariidae
Gene: adgrl2a
Product: adhesion G protein-coupled receptor L2a
Exons: 22
Coding region: 684-5093 (1469 amino acids)
Biological process (GO): cell surface receptor signaling pathway; brain development; adenylate cyclase-activating G protein-coupled receptor signaling pathway
Cellular component (GO): membrane; neuron projection
Molecular function (GO): carbohydrate binding; G protein-coupled receptor activity
Source: RefSeq, a predicted model, not a curated record